AGGUAGGCUGGUAUGUUGGUAAGUACUAGUUAGGUAGGUGUUCGACAUGGGGAUAAAAACUGAGGAUGAGGAUACUGUUCUAAUUGAGUGCUACUCCCCCUUUUUUUUUCCCUUUUUUCUUCUUCUUUUCGUUUUCUCUCCUUAUCUCCUUUAUCCCCCUUUUUCUUCCUCUGUGCUUACUGAGGCGAGCCGAGCUGGGAUGAUCACCCAUCACCCUCUCUUUCCUUCCCUUUGCCUCUUUUUUCAGUCCAUCCAUGUCUAUUCUAUCCUCUUCUUGCCGAUCACAAAUCCCACCGUUGCUGCUCCUCUAUUCGUCCGUCUUCCAUGACAUAUCCUAGUCAUCAGUCACCAACCACUACCUAGCUGCCUACUCAAGGUAGCUAGCCUGCCCGUGCCUGACAUAAAGCACGAUAUGAAGCCAUCUCUGCCGCAUCAUUCGCUCUACUUGUUCCAUUUCCAACGCCGAACCCUCUCCCGUGACUCCCAUC
This is a messenger RNA of Hypoxylon fragiforme, 488 nucleotides long. RefSeq lists its product as uncharacterized. Bases 47 to 328 code for a protein of 93 amino acids. The record is from RefSeq and is a predicted model, not a curated record. The transcript has a single exon. Lineage: Eukaryota; Fungi; Ascomycota; Sordariomycetes; Xylariales; Hypoxylaceae.